GACCGAUCUAUCUUGAGUCGAGAGUCUGGAGUCACGUUGAUCGCAUGCCAAAUACACAGCCGCAAAGAGUCAACAAAAGCUAGCCAUGGCCAAGAACACCCAUAUCGCUGCAGCUGUCGCACUGCUACUGCUGGCCCUCUGCACUUUCAUUCAGGCGGCGCCCUAUCAGGAGCUGGAGCCCCGCAAAGGUCAUGUGCCCGUCUACAUUCGCCACGGUAAUGAACCUUUGAGCGAAAUCCAUCCCGGUCUGGCCGAGGCCUUUAAGGAGGGUCAGUCCAAGGCACUCGUGGCCGAGAGCCUGGUCACCGAGAUCCCCGAAGCGGAAACUUCACGCCCAGCAAGCGGUGACGCCCCAUCCACAACACUUGCGCCUUCCAAUGAGAAGAGCUCCACAGAGUCGGAUAUAGCCAGCUUUAAGACCAUCAAAGCAACGGAACCGGCAAUGGAGUAAUGCAAUUGAAUAAAUACAAAAUUGUUGCUAAACUUCUUUAGUUUACAAGUUAAUUCCAUCAAAUAAAACCCCAUAGACAAGGCGUA
Molecule: messenger RNA, 537 nt
Organism: Drosophila pseudoobscura
Lineage: Eukaryota; Metazoa; Arthropoda; Insecta; Diptera; Drosophilidae
Exons: 3
Coding region: 86-451 (121 amino acids)
Source: RefSeq, a predicted model, not a curated record